Strongylus vulgaris is the source of this 255-nucleotide messenger RNA. The record is from the annotation of a GenBank genome assembly. Lineage: Eukaryota; Metazoa; Nematoda; Chromadorea; Rhabditida; Strongylidae.
AUGAGUCCAGCUUGGUUAACUCACUCUCUGUUUUCCAAGGUUCGGGCUGAAAAUCCGGAUGCACAGCUAUGGGAUAUUGGUAAGAUCAUCGGACAGAUGUGGAGAGACAUCUCAGAUGCUGACAAGGCUGUAUAUCAGCAUGAGUAUGAAAUAGAAAAGGCUGAGUACGAAAAAGCCUUCAAAGCUUAUCAAAAUUCUCAUGCAUACCAGCAGUACAUCAAUGCAAAGGUGACUUCUGAUAUUUUCUUCAAAUAA